UGUACCGCUUUCGUUCCACUUCCUUUCCACGACGUGCUUUCCAAAAUGCAGAAGAAACAAAAGGAACCGAUCCAGUCCGUGCAAGUCUUCGGACGCAAAAAAAGCGCAACCGCGGUCGCUUAUUGCAAACGAGGCCGUGGAAAUCUCCGUGUAAAUGGUCGUCCCUUGGAAUUAGUCGAACCUCGUGUUCUUCAAUACAAAUUGCAGGAACCCAUUUUGUUACUCGGCAAAGAAAAAUUCUCUGAAGUUGACAUCAGGGUCAGAGUAAAUGGUGGUGGUCAUGUCGCGCAAAUUUAUGCUAUCCGUCAGGCUAUUUCCAAAGCUCUUGUUGCAUACUACCAGAAGUAUGUUGAUGAAGCAAGUAAGAAGGAAGUAAAAGAUAUCCUCAUUCAGUAUGACAGAACCCUCUUGGUUGCUGACCCAAGGCGGUGCGAGCCAAAGAAGUUUGGUGGUCCAGGUGCCAGGGCACGAUACCAGAAAUCUUACCGUUAAUUUCUACAAAUUUCAUCUUACACUUUAUUCAUAUUAUUGAAUAAAAAAUUUAAAAGCCGA
Dufourea novaeangliae is the source of this 552-nucleotide messenger RNA. It is a transcript of the gene RpS16, whose product is annotated as 40S ribosomal protein S16. NCBI's taxonomy places the organism in Eukaryota, Metazoa, Arthropoda, Insecta, Hymenoptera, Halictidae. Gene Ontology annotation, molecular function: RNA binding; structural constituent of ribosome. Gene Ontology annotation, cellular component: cytosolic small ribosomal subunit; ribosome. The transcript has 5 exons. The record is from RefSeq and is a predicted model, not a curated record. The coding region runs from base 46 to 492 and encodes 148 amino acids. Gene Ontology annotation, biological process: maturation of SSU-rRNA from tricistronic rRNA transcript (SSU-rRNA, 5.8S rRNA, LSU-rRNA); translation.